Haplochromis burtoni (Burton's mouthbrooder) is the source of this 3321-nucleotide messenger RNA. It is a transcript of the gene bend7, whose product is annotated as BEN domain containing 7. Gene Ontology annotation, molecular function: DNA binding. The record is from RefSeq and is a predicted model, not a curated record. The transcript has 10 exons. Bases 1076 to 2479 code for a protein of 467 amino acids. Lineage: Eukaryota; Metazoa; Chordata; Actinopteri; Cichliformes; Cichlidae.
AAAAGAGAUACUCCUUUAUGUAUUCUUUUCUGGAUAUGUAUGCACAGUAUUUAGCCAAAAAUUGGGAUAACCCAACAAUUAAACCACAACUAUGAACACCAUGUUCUGCUGUGAGGACAAUGACGGGGCCCAGUGCAUUGCUCCAAGCCUGCAAACCUCUAAACUCACCACUAUGAUCCCAUUGUGUCAAGCAUCAAAAUGGACCGAAACAGGUUCAAUCCAAACAGGGAAAUUUAGAAAAUGGGUCGACACUUGUUUGUUUUACGUAUCUGACAAUAAUGCGCUAUACUCCAAGAAGGGAAGAUGAAAAAUCCUGACUUAACUUUUUGAAAUCCUCCAAAAUCUUUUGUAUUUUGGUGAUAAAGGAAAUAAUAGCGAAAGAGACUAAAUGGUCUUCACUUGUGAUAAGUGACUCAAUAUUACUUCCUAUAUUUUCUGCUGAUGACUUUAGAAUUAUACAGUUGUUAUGAGUGGAGGAGGAAGCAUGAUCCCUUUAAUGAAUAAAAAUAGAUUUACAAAGAUAUCGACCACAGUAAACACCAAACAUCUGGUAACUGAGUUGUUUCUCCUUUCAGUCAAACGACGUUUGGCUUUUGGCUCCUUUUUUCAUCUACAGUAGCCUGUAAAAUAAGUCCUUUAAAAAAAAAUCUCUAAAGUUUGUUUUUCUGUUUCAGUGCUGUUUGUGUUAAUACCGGUCCACAGUUUGGACACCACUAGCAAAUGUCUGACUCGACCUUUCAGUUGAGAACAUACCAUCAGGUGGCGCAAAGGGAUAUGUGACGAUUUUUUAAUAUUAAAGUCAUUAAUUUAUUUACAUGACGGAAGCCAAGAAGCUGCAUCAUGCUGGCAAAGGGAAUGGACUGUAGAAUACAACUGAACGGGCCACUUUGAGCUUAACACUGCGAAUAUUUGCGAAGAGAUGAGAGAAUCUGUAGCGCAAGCAGGAAAUAAAUUUAACUGAUUAAUAAGGCAGACGGACAGUGAUUCCGCUGAGUGUAACCUAGUCAGUGAUUUCGUCCUCCCGAAGAGCGAAUAUUUUUUCCACUGCACGACUUACUGGAUAUACCACCUGAAGAUGGAGUUUGGAGAAAGGAAGAGGAGAAGGAAGUCACAGAGCUUUAAACUGGUCACGGAUGGAGAUUUAGAGCCUUCAUAUGUGAUUAACUCCAGCUCCAAAGAUGCCAAUGGGGAGCCAAAGGAUGGUGCUAUGCCUGAUGCUUGGCUGGAGGAUGAGGGCAUGGAGAUCAAAAGGCAAAUCACAGGAAUGAUGAGGCUUCUGAGCGAUAAAACCAGCAGAGUAUACCAGCGUGCUGGUACAGAGCAGGAUAGCUUAACAAAGGAGCCCCAGGAAAAGCCUCUGAACUGGAUAAAUCAGCCUGAACUUUUAUCUCUGGUGUCAGAGGACCACCAGAGCAACAGCUGGAACUCUGCAGAGGAUCCAGGGCCUUCACCUUCAUCCAUAUCCAUCCCAGUCCCAAACAGCCCAGGCUGCGGCCAGUACAGCACACGCUCCAGAGCCCUCAGGAUUCUCAACAGCACAAAGGGUUUAAUCAAAGUGAAUGAAACUAAUGCAGAUGUAGUUCCUCCUACUGUGCCAGAAACCCCCUGCUGUAUGUGUAACUGUAAGGGCACCUUGCAGGCUAUUCUGCAGGAACUACGUGGCAUGAGGAGGUUGAUGCAGAAUCAAAAAGCAUCUUUAGAAAAGCAGGAAAGGGCAGCAUCGCCGUCUCAACCUCGCCUAGGUGCAGGACCCAGUCCUCGCCACAGGCCUCGAAAGAGGAGGCCAAUCUAUAGGAUGGCUCCGCUAUCUGUGUUUAGCACCAGAAGAGCUGGUCUUGCUCCUCUGGAUGCAUCACUGCUAAAAGCUGCACCUGUGGAAUCUGUAAAGAAGCGAGAAUGUGAGAAACAAGACUCAUCUACAACCAACAAUCAUCCCAUCUCCUCUGACAUUCCUGUGCCACCACCUCAGACCAACCCAGUGACGGUCAACAACACAUCUCCUCUCCUGAACCAACUACGGGAAUCACAAGCAUUAGAGUCUGAGGUGCGUCUUGCAGAGGAUUAUGACGUGUUUAUCUCUAAGGCCCAGCUAGACUCCAUUCUGGUCAACUAUACACGCUCAGGCAGCCUGCUGUUCCGGAAACUGGUGUGUGCCUUCUUUGAUGACGCCACGCUGGCUAACUCCUUGCCAAAUGGCAAAAGGAAGAGAGGGCUAAAUGAUAACCGUAAGGGCUUGGACCAGAACAUUGUGGGUGCCAUUAAAGUUUUUACAGAGAAAUACUGCACUGAACACAAAAUAGAGAAGUUGCCUGGGCCACGAGACUGGGUUCAGAUCCUUCAAGAUCAGAUCAAACUUGCAAGGAGGAGGCUGAAAAGAGAUGCCGUAGAAGCAGAAGACAUCUCAAAUGGACCAUCCACAAGCUGUGAUAAUAAACAGGCUGCAAGUGAAGAGAGGAUAGCAGCGAACACAACUGGUUAAUCCAAUGGCUGCCACGAUGGCCUUACAGUAGAGUCUUGUCUUCAUUAUUUCUCUGAAUUGGUGCAUUUUGCCACUAUUUGCAGCUGUUAACUGCUAUGUGCUAUGAAUGUAAAGAGACAUAAAAUAGGACCAAACAAGAAUCCCAAUGUAGCAUUUGUGUUCCAAAAGGCUUUUCAUUGGGGCCCCAUUUAAAUGCUGAGAUUUGGAAUUUUGUGAAAAUAAACACUGAACUAUAUAGCGGUUAGGUAAUAAAAUCGGUCACUUACUGUUUACAUAAAAGACAACAGCCUUAAAAGCUAACUUGUUUUAUUUCCAUGCAAUGAAAUAAGGAUCAAACAUCUCAAAUGAGACUAAGUACUAUAACACUAUUGCGUUCAUUUAUUUAGCAAAAACUAAACUUCACGGGAAGCUGUUCAUUGUGGAUUGUGCCUUUCAAGUAACUUUAGUGGGUUUAAUGUGCAGUGCAGCAUCCACCUUAUAUCCAGACAUUACAUCCAAAUGCAAACAUCUUGUAAACAUGGUCCGAUGUAUUUCUUUUUGGGGCAAAUUUUAAUUCAUUAAAAAAAUUUGCAAAUUAACAAUAGGUUUGCAGUCUACAUUUGGUGAAAAUAUAAAAAUAUAUCGCAGACUAUAAAUGCUUUUUUUUUUCUUUAUUAGAUUUUUAGGCUAUGCAUACCACUGCAGUUGGUGUCAAUAUUGUGAUGACAUUAUGUAUUUUCCUUUCAUUUUUGCUAACUGUACAUAUAUUUAAAAAAUAAGGUUGAUCCCACCAUUAAAUCUACUUUAUUCAAAGUUGCUGUUCGUGUGUUUUUUUUUAUAUUGUGUAAAGUAUAAUUAACAAA